Mastomys coucha (southern multimammate mouse) is the source of this 588-nucleotide messenger RNA. RefSeq names its product keratin-associated protein 4-3-like. The record is from RefSeq and is a predicted model, not a curated record. NCBI's taxonomy places the organism in Eukaryota, Metazoa, Chordata, Mammalia, Rodentia, Muridae. The coding region runs from base 1 to 588 and encodes 195 amino acids. Gene Ontology annotation, cellular component: keratin filament. The transcript has a single exon.
AUGGUCAGCUCCUGUUGUGGCUCUGUCUGCUCUGAGGAGGGCUGUGGCCAAAGCUGCUGCCAGCCCAGCUGUUGCCAGACCACCUGCUGUAGGACCACCUGCUGCCGCCCCAGCUGCUGUGUGUCCAGCUGCUGCAGACCCAGCUGCUGUGUGUCCAGCUGCUGCAGGCCCCAAUGCUGCCAGUCUGUGUGCUGCCAGCCCACUUGCUGCCGUCCUAGCUGCUGUAUUUCUAGCUGCUGCAGGCCCAACUGUUGCCAUCCCAGCUGUUGUGGGUCCAGCUGCUGUAGACCCAGCUGCUGUGUGUCCAGCUGUUGCAGGCCCCAGUGCUGCCAGUCUGUGUGCUGCCAGCCUACCUGCUGCCGACCCAGCUGUUGUCGACCUUGCUGUGGUAGUUCCAGUUGUUGUGGAUCCAGCUGCUGCAGACCCAGUUGCUGCAUUUCUAGCUGCUGCAGACCCAGCUGCUGUGUGUCCAGCUGUUGCAGACCCCAGUGCUGCAUCUCCAGCUGCUGCCGCCCCAUCUGUUGCCAGACCACCUGCUGCAGGACCACCUGCUGCCGCCCAGCAUGCUCUAGUGGUUCUUGCUGCUGA